This is a messenger RNA of Batrachochytrium dendrobatidis JAM81, 2196 nucleotides long. RefSeq lists its product as uncharacterized. The record is from RefSeq and is a predicted model, not a curated record. NCBI's taxonomy places the organism in Eukaryota, Fungi, Chytridiomycota, Chytridiomycetes, Rhizophydiales. Bases 1 to 2196 code for a protein of 731 amino acids. The transcript has 5 exons.
AUGAGUAUUGGACGUGCAUCACUAGCAAAGCUUCCAGCCAUCUCAUCUACAUCAUCGUUUGGAGCAGUACCAUCUAAAUAUAAUGGAGCGUCUUCAAAGCUUCCACAUCAAAGUGACAAACCAACUCGCAUUCAACAGACACAUUCUCAGCAGCAGUACCUUCGUGACCUCUUUCGCAUGCGAUAUUUCCGGUUUAAAUCUAAAGAUAUUGACAAGACAAUCGACUUUUAUACUACGUUUGGAAUGAGUGUAAAGUAUGAUGGUGAGCAAGAGUGUGUAUUGGCACCCGUUCCUCCUAUAGCUCCUCAACCUAUACAGCACUCUACAUUUGGUAAAGCAAGAGCCAUGGAAAUGCAUGUCGCUCAUCAGAUACAUGCUGCAAAUGGAACAAAUGGGUUAUUUGGAAAACAGCCUGCCGCGCUUAGAAAAAAUGAUAUAAAACAUACAUUUUCCAACUCUGCGCUGAACGAUAGAGAUAAAAAUGACGAUGAUGAGGUGGAUUCUCGUGCACGAGUGAUUAUCCUUUCAUAUGAUGCCGUAGCCUUGUCGCAUAAUAAGAAUGAUUUUGACCACGCUGAUAGAAUACAGCUGAUUUUUGAAGAUAUUUCGACUCGAAAAGAUUCGACAUUGGAUUCCAAAUAUAUUCCUCAGUCAGACAUAACAGAUAGGCCAGUGACUCAACCUAAAACCGAUUCUUUUAUACCAGCCCAUCAUGGCGCUACACAUCCUCGAAUGGAAACAAAAGUGCAACAUAAUUACGAAUACUUGGUGAUAUACGUUCAUUUUAUUCAUCGACUUGUAAAACGAUUUAGUGCCAAAGGCUAUGAUAUUGUAUUACCGCCAACGGAGCUAGAUUCCAUGAAAUUGUGUAUUCUCAAAGAUCCAAAUGGCAUUGAAGUGCGAUUGUAUGACAUGCCAGAUUCUUUGUUGAAUGAAAGAAACAGCAAAAACCCGUGGUUUACCAGACUAGGAUACUACGCCAUUCCAACCUCUUAUGCAAACGAUACUGCGCUAAUGUAUGAGGCUCUUUUUCAAAUUCGCACACCAAAAUCAUUGGUAGGAAAAGAGGUAAAAGAGAGACUAGAUCAAAUAACUGGUCGAGAGCUAGAUUCAGAUAAUGCUACAUCCCAAACGCGUAAUCUAAGAAAGAUGGGUGCAGUAGGCACUGUUCGUCAAGCCAUAUCCAAGGCACAAGGAUUUCGAUUGGUUGAUAUGGAUGAAUUUGUAGUGGGUCUCAGCAACACGGUGUUUUAUUGGCUUGGAAAUGGUCUACGAACAUCUGCGUGCACACUCUGUUUGACCGAAGUUAGCAAUUCAGACACUGGUUUGGCAAUAACUCAGUUUGACCCAAAAAAAUCACAAUUGAUUGGAAUUGGGUUCGAGGUUCCCAAUCUUGAUGCUGUGAUUCACAAGUUAAAGUAUGAGACCAAAGACCAGCUUAAAUGGAGCAAUGUUAGACAUAAGAUGACUGGAGUAGGUAUGGUUGCUAAAUUCAAGGACAGACUAAACGGUCUUGCGCUGGAGCUAUUUUGUUCAAAAACAGGCGAAGCAGUAUUGUCUAAACCCCAUCAUGAACCAGCUUUUGCACCUGGAAUAAAACCCAUACCCAAGCCGGCAGUAGGAGAGAUCCAAUUCAUUGGUUCGGCCAACGACUCCUUGACAGAAAACACACGCACAGAGUAUUAUGAUAGUAUUGAAAAGUGUAGACGUGUACCAGUGUAUGUCAUCAACCAUAACCAUUUGCGUGGGCAAGCCCGGAUAUUUUCUGCCGAUGCAGUUUGUCGCAUAAAACAAUCUACUGAUUAUCAAUCCAUAUUGCCUCCCACUCCUCCUCCGCAAAUCAUCCCACAAGAGCCCAGAAAAAACACCAAGUUUGGUUUACCAGCAGAUUUAAAAUCCGAAACACAUAAAAGUGGUGCAGACUAUGCACAUAUCGGUCAUGGCAUGUCACUUGCUGCUGGAGAAGUUGAUGUGAAUGAUAAUCAUGAAAAUAGACUGGCUGAUAACCAUCAUUCUAAUAGUGUGAAUACUCAACAUUAUGAUGACGCGGCUCAACCAAAUGAUCAAGCCUUUGCUGAUUUGAAUGAACCAUUGGAUUCUCCUUUAAAUCAUGUACGUCCAAAAAUCAAAACCUAUGACGAUCAUCUUCGAAAAAUAUUUGUAAUGCGAGGAAAAUGUGGAUCUGCUAUGUUUUAA